AUGAAAAUUACGCAAUGUUAUUGCACUGGCUUUGUCAGUGACAAAUGCAUUCCAAUUGAUAAGUCUGGAAUUGACGAAACAACGGUUUCGGGUGGCUCAGGUGUAGAAAUUGGCAAAUUUGCUUGCAUUAACUUACAUAAUGAGAAAUCCAUAUUACAUCCACUCGAUCCUCUUUCCUCUAAUGAGAUCAAAAAUAGCAAAAGGAUCAUCUUAGAAUCAGAAAAGGGUCUCCAAGGUGGUCUAAUAUUCAACACGAUUACUUUAAUCGAACCGCCAAAGGGGGAUAUUAUCAAGUACUUUUUAAGCGAUACUACACCUCCAAGAAAUUCAUUUGUUCGGAAGUCCCUCUCCAUCUUAUGGCACGCCAAAACGGGAGACGUUUAUGAAGCGAGGGUUAACUUGGAUAAGGACAUUCUCGAGAGUUUGGUGCGCAUGCCAGAAAAGUUUCAAAUCCCACUAAUAUCACCGGAUGAUGACGACCUCGUGCACAAUGCAUUAAUCAAAGAUCGAACUGUUCAGGAGAGAUGUAAAGACUUAGGAAUACUUGAUAUGAGUCUUAUUCGCACGGCGACUUGGCCAAUCGGAUAUAUUGAGGACAGACCAGAAUAUAAAAAACUGAAACGGCCGUAUCACGUGUUUAUGUACGUGCAAAAUUUUAACGGUGACAACGCACAUGAAUCUAAAUAUGCCUUAACCUUAGCCCAUCCUCUCCCGUUCAUCGUCAUUGUUGACAUAGUUGGUCCUAAGAUUAUUGCCAUCGAAAAUGUUCCAAUCCAUGACGAAGACUACAAAAUGGGAGAAAAUCAAGGAGGGAACUCAGUGCCAAAAAUGCCAUCCAACUUCGACUCGAGCCUGAGGGCUCCAAAUUUUCUGCGACGUACGGACAAGCCAAUCCUUACUUAUAUGCCGGACGGACCGAGCUACACACUCAGAAGAAAUUUGGUGGAAUGGCAAAAUUUCAAAAUUCGUAUUGGAUUCACAGCUCGAGAAGGUGUGGUCUUGCAUAAUGUCAUGUACAACAAACGUCCCCUACUCUACCGGGCAUCUGUUUCGGAAAUGGGCGUUAUCUAUGGUGACCCGCGUCCCCCAUACCAUCGAAAAUAUGGGCUUGACGUGGGCGACGCUGGGAUCGGAUGGAGGGCCAAUGAAUUAAAGAAUCCGGACGAUUGCCUUGGUGAAACUAAAUUUAUUAACGUCACAGUGAACAACAACGCUGGUGAUCCGGUCGAGAUAAAAAACGCGAUUUGUGUCACAGAAGAGGAUGCAGGUAUUCUAUGGAAGCAUGUUGAUUCUUGGACAGGCAAAACCGCUUCUGUGCGAUCACACCGGCUCGUAAUUGCGUUUACCGCCACGACAGGAAAUUACGACCUGACAUAUAGUUGGAUGUUCUACCAAGAUGCAAGUAUUCAGUUCAAUGUAAAAUUGAUGGGCAUCGUUAGCACUAAUAUGAUGGCUGUAAAUGGGUAA
Folsomia candida is the source of this 1467-nucleotide messenger RNA. Its product is annotated as copper amine oxidase 1-like. The record is from RefSeq and is a predicted model, not a curated record. Gene Ontology annotation, molecular function: primary methylamine oxidase activity; copper ion binding; quinone binding. Lineage: Eukaryota; Metazoa; Arthropoda; Collembola; Entomobryomorpha; Isotomidae. Bases 1 to 1467 code for a protein of 488 amino acids. Gene Ontology annotation, biological process: amine metabolic process. The transcript is spliced from 7 exons.